Molecule: messenger RNA, 2352 nt
Organism: Plasmodium relictum
Lineage: Eukaryota; Apicomplexa; Aconoidasida; Haemosporida; Plasmodiidae
Product: metabolite/drug transporter, putative
Exons: 1
Coding region: 1-2352 (783 amino acids)
Biological process (GO): transmembrane transport
Cellular component (GO): membrane
Molecular function (GO): transmembrane transporter activity
Source: RefSeq, a predicted model, not a curated record
AUGGAGAAGCCAAAUAUAGGUGAAACAGAUAGAAAAUGUAAAAGGAAAAAUAUGAUAAUAGAGGGAAUUUUCUAUAAUGUAAAAAAUUUAUUUCCAAAAAAUAAGCUUCAGUAUACGUAUAUAAAUAUUUUUUUGUUAUCUCUUUUUUUUACAUUUAUACACAAAUAUCUUGAACAGACAUUACCAUCAUUAUAUAAAUCGAUUGAAAAUGAUUUUAAUACGGAUGUGAAAACUUUGUAUUAUAUGAAUACAAUUUAUAAGUUGGCAUAUUCAGCUUCCAAUUUUUUCUUUGCAGUAUAUUUUGAUUAUGCAUUUAAAAAAAUAUUUUGUCGUAAAUAUGAAAACGAAAAGGUUGAUUUAAAUGAUACUCAUUAUGAAAUAAGUGUUAAAAAUGAAGAUGAGUUUGCAGAGAGUGUUAAUUUAAUGGAUGAAAUUAGUUUGCAAACAAAUGAGAAAAAUUCAGAGUUAACUCAAAGUAAUAAAACAGAAACUUUAUAUAAUGAUAUAAACAAUACCAGAAAUUCAUUUAAUAGAAAUGAUGAAGUAACUAUCAGAGGAUAUAAAUAUAUUUUAUAUAUACUGAUCAUAUCAUCUAUAACAUAUUUAAUAGUUAUAAUGGGUAUAAUGCUUUCUAGUAAUUUUAUUUACUUUUUUUUUUUUAUGUUUGCAAUGGGUAUUAAUAAUUCAAGUAUAUAUAUAUUAAUACAAAAAAUAUAUACUAAUAAUGUAUAUAGCGAAAACAGAAGCACUAUUUUUGGUUUUCUUCAUUUUUUUUCAUCAAUAUCUCAUAUGUUGUCUGUCUCUAUAAAUACAAAUUUAAGUAAUAAAUUUUAUUAUGGUUUUAAGGGUUGGCGUAUAUGUUAUUUUAUAAUUUCUUUUUUCCCAUUCGUUGUUUGUAUAUUUUUAUUUAAAUUAAUUAAACAUAAUAAAUUAAGAGCUGAUAAAAGCAAACAUGCUAGUAUGAACUGCUUCGUUUCUUUUGAUGGAUUAACAGAGAUAAGUAAUGAAAAUAAUAAUGACAAUUACUUAAAGAACUUUAAUAAAUCAUCUUUUAGUGCUUCAAUCAAGAAAGAAGAAGUACAUUUAUCUGAUUUAGAACAAACAUUUUGCAAAAAUGAUAUUUUUAAAGAAAAUUAUGAAGAUUCUUUUGAAAUGAAAAAUUCAUACUGUGGUAGUAAUAAUUUAAAUGAAACUAAAGAAAUUUUAAGUUAUGAUGAAAAUGAUUCUUAUCCCAGUAAUAUAAAUAAGCCUAGUUUAAUAAAUAAUAAUACAAACAUAAGUAAUGAUUGUAAUGACAAUGGUAUAAAUUGUAAUAGCAAUAAAAUAAAUAGUAACAUUAUUAAAAGAAAUAUUAUUCAUUUUGAUUAUAAUGAAGAUAAUGUAAAACAAUACCACAAUAAGAAUAACUUAUGUAAUAAUAAUAUAAAUAAUUCAGGAGGUAGUUUUUCUAUUGGUUUAUCGUCAAAUAAUAUACUGAAUGAUAAAAAAUAUUUACAUAAUAUAACUGAAAAAAAAGAUGUUUCUCCCUUUUUUACAAAUGAGAGUGGAGAAAAGGAUAAAUUAGAACAGAAAGGAGAAAUGGAUAAAUUAUUAGAAAAAGAAGAAAACGAAAAAAAGAAAAAAUUAAAAUAUGAAUUUUCAUAUAUAUAUGAAGUAAAAUAUGUUUUUAAAAAUUAUAGUUUUUGGUUGAUGAUAACAAUGGGAAUGUUAAAUGGAAUACCAAAACAUGUUCUAAGUCUAAUGAUAUAUUUUUUUCAGUAUUGCAAUAUAUCUGAUUUUAAAAGUGGUUUUAUUAUAUCAGUAAGCUGGUUGUGUGCAAGUUUAAUAUCUCCAUUUAUUGGAAUUAUAAGUGAUUAUAUCUACAAAUUAAAUAAGGAUAUAAAUCGCCAAUUAAUAGGAAUGUGUACUCACUUUUUUAGAAUUAUUUUGAUGUUUAUUUUAUUUUUUUUUAUACCAAAAGAGGCAGAAUCGUUUAUAUAUUUUGUAAUUAUUUCUUUAUUUAUGGGUGUAUUAAGUGGAUGGAUAAAUAUUGGUACUCAUAAGCCUAUAAUAAUUGAUAUAGUAAAACAAAGACAUACUGCUUUUGUUAUGGCAUUAAUGAAUGCAUUCGAGAACAUAGGAUCUUCAAUUAUAGGCACUUUUUUUUUGUCAUUUUUGUUAAAUCGUUAUAAUUAUAUUGAUAAAAAGAAAGCAAACAAUUUCAGUGAUAUAAAUGUUAAUAAACAUAAUGUUAAUGCUUUAUCAGAUGUUUUAUUAAUUCUUACAUGUUUUCCUUGGUUAUUGUCUUUUUGUCUUUUGUAUAUUCUCAAAUUUACAUAUAAAAAAGAUAAAUUAUACAAUAAUAUAAUUUAA